This is a messenger RNA of Pelodiscus sinensis (Chinese soft-shelled turtle), 1939 nucleotides long. It is a transcript of the gene PGLYRP2, whose product is annotated as peptidoglycan recognition protein 2. The record is from RefSeq and is a predicted model, not a curated record. NCBI's taxonomy places the organism in Eukaryota, Metazoa, Chordata, Testudines, Trionychidae. Gene Ontology annotation, biological process: peptidoglycan catabolic process. Gene Ontology annotation, molecular function: N-acetylmuramoyl-L-alanine amidase activity; zinc ion binding.
UAGCUGUGCAGUGAACGGGAGACGUGCCACUGCAGUGACGUCAUUGCCACAUUCUCAUGCAAUCCCAGCUAAUCACAGGAUAUAUAAGAGCCACCAGAGCCUGCUAUUGCCCCCGGACACGGAGGACAGCUGAGUGGAGAGAGCCAGGCAGCCCACGGGAGCCCAGCACCAGGGAGACGUGCAGCUCGCUCUGGCCGGACACUGGGAGACUCACGCUGCCCUUGGAGACGAUGUGCUGCCCAAGGCUGUGGUUCUUCGCUGUGCUGCUGGGUCUCAGCACCUGGCUGGAGCCUAGCAAAGGCUCCCUCCUGUUUCACAUGGACUCUGUGAUCCAAGUGGUGGAAGUGCUGGAAUCUCAGCAUCUGGACGGGCACCUCAACCUGAGCGUGACAGAGCUGGCCCGGGGCUUGGGCUGCUGUAACAGCGAAUUCGACCGGCUCCUGCUGGGGGAGGCGCCCACCGAGCCUCCAGACCUGCCCUUCCUGAGCCAGGAGCAGAGGUCCUUCUUCAAGCACCUCCUGAAGCACGAAGUCCAGGCCUCCUUGGUGGAGCAGGGGGUGGUGCUGCUCCCUGAUGGCACCACGGUGGCGGUGAGCCCCUUGCUGGCUGGGAUCGAAGCAGGGCUGAAGGGCAGGCGGGAGAUGCCACUGCCCCUUGAGGCUGUGGAGCCGUCACUAGUUACGACUGAGCCCUCAAACCAGACCCGUCCAGGCCUGCCCCUGACUAUAGAUGCCCUCUAUGCAGUGACCAUCACCAAGGCCCUGGGCAUGGCCUUUCUGCUGGCCCAGGCCAAUGAGAGCCAGGUGCCCAUGGGGCCAAAUGGCUGCUGGGACAGUGUGUACGAGCCUCAAAACUUCACCCUGCUGGGCCACCCCUCACCCCUCACUGACGCCUUCAUCAAUGGGGCGCUGGACGGUGUGAUCCUGGGGACACACCUGGUGGGGCAAGGCAUGGCCAGGGUCCCCCUGGGCCCCCUGCUGAGAGAGUACUACUCCGGGGGUGGCCUGGCCGGGGAGCGUCAGGUCAGGAGCAACUUCAGGCGCCAGAACUUUGUGCAGCUCACUGAGGCUGGGCAACUGGAGGAACAGGUGUUGCGCUCCCUUCAGCUGCUCCGGGCGCUGGCCCAGACCGAGCCCCUGCUCAGCUGGGCUGGGGACGAAGAGCUGCAAGCCACUGCGAGCUGGGCAGUGCAGAAGUUCACAGAGGCCUACCUGGAAUGCCCGGCCAUCAUCCCUCGCUGCAUGUGGGGGGCCAGGCCCUACAGAGGGACCCCCACACAGCUCAAGCUGCCCCUAAGCUUCGUGUACAUCCACCACACCAGCUCCCCCAGCCAGCCCUGCCGAACCUUCCCUGAGUGUGCUGCUGACAUGAGGGCCAUGCAGCGCUUCCACCAGGAAGACCGCAGAUGGGAUGACAUUGGCUACAGCUUCGUGGUCGGAUCAGACGGCUACAUGUACCAGGGCCGGGGUUGGCACUGGGUUGGCGCUCACACCCGGGGCUACAACAGUAAAGGCUAUGGCGUGAGUUUCAUUGGGGACUAUAUGGACACUCUCCCAGAAGCCUUUGCCCUCUCGCUGGUGCGUAAUAACUUCCUGCAGUGUGCGGUGAAGGGUUCCAAGAUCCAAGCAAACUACACAGUCCACGGGCACCGGCAGAUGGGGCACACUGCAUGCCCAGGGAACAGACUCUUCUGGGAAAUCCAAACAUGGCAUGGCUUCAAGUGAGAACUCCCAGCCAUGGGCUGUGAUCCAGGUAACAACCCAGUUCAAGACUCAUCUCACCAGGCCCCAGGACCAGACCCUCAGGCUGCCCAGGGAAUAGGCCGCAGCAACCUGGCUCAGGACCUGUCUGGGGGCCUCACGGGCUCCCCUAGUUGCAGUGUGCUAUUCCACUUCUGUACCGAAAAUCCCCCUUCUAUAAAGCUGGGCAAAGAAAUGUG